GCCCACGGUGAGGUGGUUGCCCAGGCAUGGAGGGCAGGCGGGGGCCCGGGGGCACCCACCCCAUCUCCAGGCUGUGAGCAGGGGGUUGGGAAAGGCGUGUGUUUCCCUUUAAGAGGCAGGCCCUGGAGCUGCUUCCUCUCAGCCCUGCAAGAGCCCUAAACACAGUGCAUCUGCCUGCAGCCUGCCAGCACGCCUGCCUGCAGCCUGCCUGAAACUCAGCGAAGGUGAGCAGCGGUACCGACUGCGGAGGAGAGCCCAGGAGUGAGCAACCCAUGCCCGGGCUCAGGGUUUGGCCUCGCUCCCCAGCCAUGCUGCUGCUCCCGCUGCUCCUGGAGGCCACCCUGCUGCGGCUGGGCAGCAGCUCCCACCACCCCUUCUACAACGGCUUCUACUACAACCACAUCAUGAACGACAAGGGCAGUGGGCAGGAGAAAGUGGUUUACUUCAAUGGAGCCAAACUGAUAGUGGACACCCCCAAGGACCCUGUCUACAGCUCCAGUGGCACCAAUGUCACCCUGCCUUGCCAGUACCACUACGAGCCUGACCAGGAAGCCAAGCGCAAGAUCCGCAUCAAGUGGUCCAAGCUGCGGGAUGACUACACUAAGGAGCAGGAUGUACUGGUGGCCAUCGGGAAGACCUACGUGGCCUUCGGGAACUUCCAGGGCCGUGCUCACCUCCGUCAGGCUGGGCGACAUGAGGCCUCACUGGUCAUCAGUGAUGUGCGCUUGCAGGAUGAUGGCAAAUACCGCUGUGAGGUCAUUGAUGGGCUGGAGGAUGAGAGCGAUGUGGUGGACCUCCGGCUGCAAGGUGUGGUGUUCCCUUACCAGCCUCCCCGCGGGCAGUACAGGCUCAACUUCCAUGAAGCUGAGCGAGCAUGCCAGGAGCAAGGUGCCAUCCUCGCCACCUUCAACCAGCUCUUCCAGGCCUGGAGCGAGGGGCUGGACUGGUGCAAUGCGGGCUGGCUGGCCGAUGGCACUGUGCAGUACCCCAUCCGUCUGCCCCGCAAGCCCUGUGGUGGGCUGCACCUUGCCCCAGGCAUCCGCAGCUACGGCCCGCGCCACCGGCACCUGCACCGCUUCGAUGCCUUCUGCUUCUCCUCUGCGCUUAGAGGAGAGAUUUUCUACUUGGACCGCCUGGCUGGAAUGACGCUGGAAGAGGCCAAGCAGAGCUGCCAGGACGCAGGGGCUGAGAUUGCCCGAGUGGGGCACCUCUACUCUGCCUGGAAGUUCCUGGGGCUGGACCGCUGCGAUGCUGGCUGGCUGGCAGACGGCAGCGUCCGCUACCCCAUUGCCAAGCCCCGAGCCAACUGCGGCCCCGAGGAGCCCGGUGUCCGCAGCUUCGGCUUCCCCAGCCAGGGCAGGUUUGGGGUCUUCUGCUACAAGGAAAGAUAAGGAGCCGGAGGGUUCCUUCUUGGCCAGAGGAUGUUUCCAGCCUGACGGUGCCUGGUGUUUGGCAUUUCCCAGGGCUGUUUUGGGGGUGACUAGGGGGCGGUGGGAUGGCGGGGGGAGGCUUCUUUUUGUUUUAUUUUGUUUCCUUCCUUUAUAUUUUCCACAUCUUGCUCAGCAGCUGGCACAUGCAGCUGCUCGGGGUGGCUGCCAGCUGGGGCAGUGCUGGACUGUCCCUGGCAUGGGGUCCGUGCAAGAAUGAUCCCCAUGGGCUGCUGCCACCCCAAUUGGUCUCUGCCACCCUGUGGGUGGUGGCCCCUUCCCAUGGUGGCAGCAUGUCACUGACACCCGCCUGCCCUUCCAGGCUACUCCUGCCCGUGAGCUCAUGGGGUGGGAGCGAGGCGAGGCUGGAUUUGGCCAGAGGCAGAGAGCAGGUGUCUCUGUUGCAUCCUGGCCCCUCUUCCAGCCCCCCCUCCCCAUCCUGCUGAAGGAUGACGUUGUGCCUGUCCCUGUGGGAGUGCCAGUGCCUUAUCUCCGUGUGCCCCUCGCUCGGACUCCACUUGAACUCUGGUGCCUUCUUCUUCAAGCAUUUGGUUAUGAAAAGAUGUAUUUUGCUGGACCUCUUCUAAUAAAUUGGUGGAGAAUGCCCUGGA
Falco peregrinus (peregrine falcon) is the source of this 2038-nucleotide messenger RNA. It is a transcript of the gene HAPLN3, whose product is annotated as hyaluronan and proteoglycan link protein 3. Gene Ontology annotation, molecular function: hyaluronic acid binding. The coding region runs from base 273 to 1391 and encodes 372 amino acids. Gene Ontology annotation, biological process: cell adhesion. The transcript has 6 exons. The record is from RefSeq and is a predicted model, not a curated record. NCBI's taxonomy places the organism in Eukaryota, Metazoa, Chordata, Aves, Falconiformes, Falconidae.